AUGGACAAAUAUUUCCAUUUCCACAUGGAUCAUAGCCAUGAUACUGAAAAUUACUGGCACUUGAAGGGCGAGACAGAAAGUAUGAUCCGAAGAGGAUACUUGGGUCGCUUUGUGGACUGCGAAAAGGAAGACCCCCAAGACGACAAUGAUCGGCGAGACAACCACCAGAGAGAGGGCAAGGGUUGUCGAGAAAGUAGGGGACCAGCUUGUAGAGACAACCAAGAGCGGCGAAGAGACCGAACACCCAAAAGGACUAACCCUUGCCCCCAAGACGACCAGACGAUAAUGAUCAGUGGAGGAAUGGCUGUGGGAGAAAGCUCUGUUUUGACCAAAAAGGCCAAGGCCUAUGCAAGAAGCGUACAUGUGACCGAAUGGUUGAAUAAGAAGGCGAAGAUAGGGACAAUGAUCUCUUUAUCGGACGACGAUCUGGAAGGAGUACAGACGCCUUAUGACGAUGCCCUAGUAAUCACCAUGACAUUAGCCGACAGCAGGGUAAAGAGGAUAUUGGUGGAUAAUGGUAGCUCAGUUGAUAUCCUAUUCCUCGAAGUUUUUCAAAAGAUGGGCUUGAGUAAGGAGAAGCUGAAGAAGGUCGAACACCCAUUACAGGGGUUCUCAGGAGCUUCGGUAAAAGUUGAGGGUUCAUAUGAAUUACCGGUGAGAGCUGGUACUAGGGAUCGCCAUGUCACGGUUAUGAUAAUUUUUCUCGUGGUCGACAUUACCUCCGCGUAUAAUGCCAUACUAGAAAGAGUUAGAUUGAACCUACUGAAAGCCAUUGUCUCCACAUCGCAUCUCAAGAUGAAGUUCCCUACGAAGAAUGGGGUCGGGGAAUGCCGAGGCGACCAAAAAACAUCUCAAAGAUGCUACGCCACAACCCUGUGGGGGAAAGAAAAGGCGGGUGAAGCACUUCCAAUAGAAGGCCUACGCAAUGACCCCAAUCAUCAGAGAGGAGAACUGACUGAGGACCUAAUCUAA
Molecule: messenger RNA, 972 nt
Organism: Macadamia integrifolia
Lineage: Eukaryota; Viridiplantae; Streptophyta; Magnoliopsida; Proteales; Proteaceae
Exons: 1
Coding region: 1-972 (323 amino acids)
Source: RefSeq, a predicted model, not a curated record